AUGGCCUCCAUAUUCACUUUUGAUCCGGAUCCUCCGCGUGUUUCCAGCCCUUGGGCGAGAGCAACUCCUCCUCCAGAGGAGCAAUCACGUCCAAAACUCGCACAGAAAACGAAAAGUGUCGGACCGAUUCUCAUCUCCAAAAAAAGGAAAGACGACGAUGCUCUGUCUACGCUAGAUUAUAGCGCUAUCACGAGACUCGAGGCUGAGCCACAGGAAGGACCUACUGAGUAUAAACUACACUUGCUGCUUCGCAAACGCAGGUCUUUCACGAGCACCAGUACCGGGGGCCACGUCUCUGGGUCUCUACGUCGGAAUGAUAGUUAUGCUCCAGGCAAGCAAUCCGUGCAUAGUUUAAUUUCCAAUACACUGCCACCACUAGGCGCGACCCAAAGCCGGCAGCAUCGUCUGGAACAACUCACUACCCAGAUGCUAUGGCGCCUUCAACAGUCGUGUCCACACCACGGCUCUUCCUCUACAGCUGGAGUUCAGCUUCAAUUCCCGGACGAGGCAAGUCUCGCUGGCCCCGCGACGCCUCAACGACUGUAUCCUGGGCUAGAGGAGAGCAAAGGUGCGCUAUACGAAAUCGGUGUCGCUGAUGACGGUGAGCUGGUUGGACUUGCCGAGGAUGAGAUGGAAGAGUCGCUAAACAAUCUUCGCGCUAUGGCUGCUAGUCUGGGCUGCCAGGUCGAUGUAGUGCGCAUGUUGGCCGUCGGUGACUGCAAGUGGGUGGAGGGCAGAACACCGCGACAAUCGAAACUCCUGGUUGCCGAAGCAUACGUACACCCAGACCAUGUCUUGGUACAGCAAGAGUCUGAAGGAGAGAGUGACCAGAAUCCGCGCGCGACAGCACACGCGUCUCUACCUCAGCUGCGUAUUUCGCUUACAGGUGCAACGAUGUCCGGCAAGUCCAGUCUCCUUGGCACCCUCUCGACGGGAACAUUCGACAAUGGCCGUGGAAAGAGUCGCCUAAGUCUUUUGAAGCACAGACACGAAAUUGAGUCUGGAGUCACGAGCUCUAUAACGCAGGAAUUAAUCGGUUACGGAGAUCUACUUGAUCCAGAAGGUAUCCGGUCUCGGUCUCAGAUCAUCAACUAUGGCUGUACAGACAUAUCGUCGUGGUCAGAAAUUCAUGCGUACGCGGAGUCGUUGAGCGAAGGCAAGUUGGUCUUCCUGACCGACUCUGCAGGCCAUCCCCGCUUUAGACGUACCACGGUCCGUGGCUUAGUCGGCUGGGAUCCCCAUUACACGCUGCUGUGCAUUCCUGCGGAUAGCAAUGAGGACGCGCCAGGCUCAGGCUCAGGCUCAAGGGAGAAUCUCGCCUCUGCCGCCGAUCUAGAUUUGUCGGGUGAAUUACUUCGGUUAUGUCUGUCCUUGGAGCUCUCACUUCUGAUUGUUAUCACAAAGUAUGAUUUAGCCAAAAAGGCUGGACUCAAGAGUGUCCUCGCACGGGUGCUUUCCACGCUGAAAGAUGCUGGUAGGACAGGACGUAUCAUUGCGGAUCCUUCGACGCCGCCACUGAACGCCAGCCUCGAGACGAUUUCGGCUGCUGAAGUAUCGGAAGCAGAAGCCAUCGCACAACCAUUCGAAACAAUGCCUCUGGCAACUGUUCCCAUAGUUCUAACGAGUGCGCUCAGCGGGACAGGUCUGCGCAAGCUUCAUGCGCUAUUGCGAACGCUUCCAGUACCCACGACUACUACACCGCCUUCGAUUCCUCGCAAACGCUUGUUCCACAUCGAAGAUGUUUACACGAAUCCCUCGGGACGGAACGACGCCGAUAAGCCAACCAUUGUCGGCGGUCAUCUGAGCUUGGGCGAGUUGAACGUUGGUGACCAGCUUCUGCUCGGGCCAUAUCCUAUCGAUUCGAGUGCAGAUGACAGUGACUCUGGAAGUGGAGUGCCUUCCACACGCGACUCUCCAGUACCAACAUCGAGAUCGUACCCUGGUGCUCUACAGAAGAGAUCUACUGCGCACAUACAUGCGCGUACCGGUUCUAGCGCGCUGUUCGAAUGGCGGUCAGUUCGUGUCACAUCCCUGCGCAACCUCAGGCUUCCGGUGUCCACGUUGUACUCUGGACAGGUCGGCACCGUCGGUCUGGUGCCUAUCCACACUCCCAUCUCAAGCCCUGCCAUGGCCAGAGUCAGAAAGGGCAUGGUACUCUCCGAGCAAAGUCCUAAGGCGCAUAAAACUAUUACCGUCCAAUUCUCUGGCCCUCAAGCAGAAAGUGCCAAGGCAUUGACCGUCGGCAGCGCCGUGGUUGUCUUCUUCGCUAGCGUACGGGCCCCAUCGAAAGUGUUGUCGGUGACUCCGAUAGCAUCGACAACCGAGACUACGGCACCGCACGGUGAUAGUGCGGGGCUAGAAGACGAAGGAUGGUUCGGGUUUGAUGAGGACUCGGCUAGUGAUCUCGGCAACGGGGCUAGUGGAGGCGGUGCUACGCCUACGGCCGUGACCGCAUGUGUGCAAUUUCAAUUCAUUGGGGGCCGAGAAUUCGUCGAGGAUGGUGUGAAGGUGCUUGUCAUGCCCGGUGGAGGGCCUGGUCUGAGUGGAAGCAUCGAGAGGGGCGAGAAGGGAAUUGCUGGGUUGGAAGGAUUUGUGGGGAGGGUCGUCGACGAGAGCAUGUGA
Paraphaeosphaeria sporulosa is the source of this 2622-nucleotide messenger RNA. RefSeq lists its product as uncharacterized. NCBI's taxonomy places the organism in Eukaryota, Fungi, Ascomycota, Dothideomycetes, Pleosporales, Didymosphaeriaceae. Gene Ontology annotation, molecular function: GTP binding; translation elongation factor activity; GTPase activity. Bases 1 to 2622 code for a protein of 873 amino acids. The transcript is spliced from 2 exons. Gene Ontology annotation, biological process: translational elongation. The record is from RefSeq and is a predicted model, not a curated record.